GCUAAACGUAUUUGCGUUCGUGGGUUUCCAUUAACUGUGUCAGUGAAUAUGCAUUUAUAUACAUUUCUACCAGUUAGAGAUGCGUUUGCACCUGCUUAUGACUUCAUUCUCACACAUGAAACCG
Molecule: messenger RNA, 124 nt
Organism: Racocetra persica
Lineage: Eukaryota; Fungi; Glomeromycota; Glomeromycetes; Diversisporales; Gigasporaceae
Source: the annotation of a GenBank genome assembly